AUGGAGAAGGGGAAGUCGGUGGUCGCGGAGCUCGCGGCGUCGUUCAGCGGCGUCCAGGUCACGCCCCGCCGGAAGCCCGCGAGCACGCCGCCAGCGGCCAACUUAUAUUCUCCCAUGAAGAAGGCCAGGCCUCGGAAAUUGGUCAGUCUGUGCAUUGGCGUCCUUGGUCAGCAUCUUGAAGAUAUUAUCAAUGAUAUUUCUGAAUUUACUGAGUUAUUUCCACCCCACAUAAAGUUGGCAAUUCUGUCUAUCGCAAGGAGGAGGAGAUUACUGAAUGACGAUGUUCUGGUUUCUCUUGUUGAUAGCUCCUGGAAGAUCCUAGAUAUAUCUGGGUCUGAGGUUACUGACGUUGGCCUGGCUACUGUGGCACAUACUUGUAGUAACUUAUGGGCAGUUGAUAUUAGUCGCUGUGAAAAAAUAACUGUUGCUGCCGUUUCAGAAAUUAUAUGCCACUGCCCAUCCCUGGAGAUAUUAAGAUGCGGAGGUUGUCCAAGAAGCGAAUUCACUGCCCGUGGGUGUGUCAAUCUCCUGAAACCCAAACUGAAUACCCUUGAAGAGGACUCAUGGGAGGAGCUCGAAGCAGUUGAUUUCGGCAGUGGCGCGCAAUCUUUAAGAUGGCUAGUUUGGCCCAAGAUAGGUGAGAACUCAAAGGAAAUUCUCGCCGCAGAGUGUCCUCGUGUUAUCGUCAACCCGAAGCCAUCACUCCUUGACCUCGGUGGAUCCAAGACCCCAAGUGAAGCAUUGGCAAGCGUACCACUGGAUCAUUCAGUGGUACAAGACAUUGAUCCAAAAACAUGGGCAGUUUCUGCCGCUCCUCGAAGAGCCGUUGCUGCUCCACCUCGUCCAAAUGCUCCUCCUGAAAUACCGAUCGCGGAGAGGUUCAGGCUAGCGUAUGUGGAAAGGGACGCAAGGCUGGCACCAAAGAGGGCCAGGAGGGAGAGGCAGCACCGACGCCGUGCAGAAAGGGAUUACUUGAUGAAUGAUAUCGACGCCAAGUCUGUCGCCCUUGCGAGUAAAUACCUAAGCAAGGGCUAGUGAUGACUGUUCUUGUGUUGUUUUGGGGUGUUGUAUGUAUUAGUGGUUGUCUAAAUACAAUGGAAGAAAUGCCCGCAAAAAAAAAAGUACUUACUGUGCAAUGAAAGAAAUGUCGGGUUGUGUAAGAAAGGAACAGUUGCAUCCCAUCAGGAGCACGGUGGAGGCAUCGAUGCAUCCAACUAAAUGAAAACUGAAGCAGUUUUGCAUGA
This is a messenger RNA of Hordeum vulgare subsp. vulgare (domesticated barley), 1244 nucleotides long. RefSeq lists its product as uncharacterized. NCBI's taxonomy places the organism in Eukaryota, Viridiplantae, Streptophyta, Magnoliopsida, Poales, Poaceae. Bases 1 to 1035 code for a protein of 344 amino acids. The record is from RefSeq and is a predicted model, not a curated record. The transcript has 6 exons.